AUGGGAGAAAGCGGCGUAAGAUACCGAGGCAAAAGCAAUGGACAGAAUGAGUCAAAUAAAGUACAUGAGAAAGAAGUAACAGAUGAAGAAUUUGUUGAACGGGAAUCUCCUCUCACCGUUCUCAUAGAAUCUUCUCUACACCUCAGAGCAAUAUACCACAUAUUCGUCGUUAUACUUGUUGUUCUCUUCUGCGAUACCCUCAUAUACGACUUGGUCGAGAAUGGAAAGUUAAAUGUUGGAAUAGGUAUGGUUAUUUACGGAUUUGGAGAUAUUGGACGUGGAUUUAAGUUAUGGAUAUACGAAUUGUCAGUUGCACUUUUGUUUUAUCCUUUACUAUUGGUCUACGCCUGGCUCGGAAACCUGUCCAGAAAAUACCCAGUGCUACGACAUGCAACAACUCAACUAGGGCUACUUGGAUUGAUUGGCGUUCAGCUUACGUUGUCAUCGAUCCCUGUUUAUGAUCUCGCUAGAAGUCAUUUGGAGCUUGGGUCUUCAGCGACCGUCUCUACCGAAAUGUUCCGGUUCAUGAUGAAAAUAGUGUCGAUAGCAGUGGCAUGUGGACCAAGAUGUCUUAGCGGUAAAAAACCUUUGCCAACGUUCCAACAUUACGUCUACUUCCUAUUUGCGCCGACCCUUUUAUACAGAGACCAAUACCCCAGGACAAAGAAAAUAAGAUGGGGCAGGGUCGUUGUUUAUGUUUUGGAAGUGGCCGCCAUUUUAUUUUACAACUGUUUUCUUUGGGAGAGAUUCAUCAGACCUUACUGGUCGGAUUACGGCAAACAGAGACGGGUUGAGGCCGGAACUAUCGUGCGUGGAAUGUUCGCGUGUGUGCUUCCAGGCGUACUAUGCUUUCUGUGCGGUUUCUACUGCCUACUUCACGCCUGGUUAAAUGCUUGGGCCGAAAUAUUAAAGUUCGGAGAUCGACUUUUUUACGAGGACUGGUGGACUACGUCCUGCUUCUCACGGUAUUACCGACGCUGGAAUCGCGUGGUUUACUGCUGGUUACGUGAUCACAUCUAUGUUCCUCUAGCACCAUCACUAGGACGUCCUGUGUCCACAUUUAUAGUAUUUGCGGUGUCCGCGGUUGCCCAUGAGGUAAUCCUUGCAUUAUCAUUUGGAUUCUUCUAUCCUGUACUGCUGGUGAUUUUCGGAGUCUUUGGGGUAUUAAUGGUACCACUUACUGCGACUAGUGGACGCCGUUAUCCUAAUAUAUUCAAUUUACUUAUGUGGCUUUCAUUCUUCAUUGGAAACGGGCUUCUGAUGAGUUUGUACUCGAUGGAACACUUCGCUCGCAAGAACUGUCCAACAUCGAAGGACGACAGUUUCUUUAUACCCAAGUCAUGGUCUUGUAUAGAAGUCAUCCUGAAACCUGGCUGGACAUUCCACAACCCUUUUAGUGUCUAG
Arctia plantaginis is the source of this 1404-nucleotide messenger RNA. The record is from the annotation of a GenBank genome assembly. Lineage: Eukaryota; Metazoa; Arthropoda; Insecta; Lepidoptera; Erebidae.